Messenger RNA from Drosophila teissieri, 1206 nucleotides. Its product is annotated as histone-lysine N-methyltransferase SETD1B-like. The transcript is spliced from 4 exons. Bases 1 to 1206 code for a protein of 401 amino acids. NCBI's taxonomy places the organism in Eukaryota, Metazoa, Arthropoda, Insecta, Diptera, Drosophilidae. The record is from RefSeq and is a predicted model, not a curated record.
AUGAUGAGCAACGCGCAGAACAACCGGGAGGUGAGGGUGACCGGCACUGGGGAACAGCCCGGAGCGAUAUGGAGGGCGGACGUCGAGUCCUACCUCCAGCUUCUGGCGUCACCCUUGGUGUCGCGAUCCUCAUCCCCGAUCCAGGAGGACACGGAGGAGGUGCCCGACACGGAGCUGUCGGAGGACGAGGCGAUGGCCGAAGGACCGGUGGACUAUGUGUCCCUCUCUUCGGAGAGCGAGGAGGACGACGGGGGUGAGACCGUCACCCCGGUGGUGUCCUCGGAAGAGGACGAAGGAGGCCGGAGCGCGAGGGCGAGGAUGACCUACCGCAGCCCACAGCCGCCGCUGCCGCCACCGGCGCAGUUGCAGCCACCACCGACGCAGCAGCAGCAGGAACAGCCGCAGCCGCCGACGCCGGGGCCAAAGCACCGAGAGAUGCCGCAGCCACCGACGCCGCAGCCGCAACCGCCGCCAGCACCACCGACGCCGCCGCCGCCGCGCACGCCGACGCCGACACCCCAGGAUGAGGAGGGGCCCCGGUGCGAGCGGCAGCAGUCCUGGGAAGUGGACCAGGCGCACGUCGCGCAGACGCUGCGCACAAUCGGCCUGGGCGGCCGCCGGUGGCACCAGCAAACGGUGACCUGGACGUGGCCCGCACCGCCGGAGGACACGCCGGAGGCCCGCGUGUGGGAGGAGGACGAAGACGCGGAAGAGAACCCGGAGAAGGGUCCGUGGGUGUGGCCCGCACCACCACCACCGAAGCUCGCGCGGCAGGAGUCAUGCCCCGAGGCAAGGCAGCCACCGCAGCGACCCUGCCUCCGCAGGCAGCAGUCGCUGUGUGAGAAGCCAUGGAGGGAACUCGAGCGCGCGGAGUGGCCACCCAAAGUGGUCGAGGAGGCCGAGGCCCAGGCGGGCAGAAGCCACAAGGACCGCUGGGCCAAGCUCUUCGUGCUGGACGGCCAGCGGUUCCGGCUGAAGGCACGCGGGCCGGCAAAUCGACGCGAGGCUGCCGAAGGCGCGGAGACGGAAAAGGAGGCCUCCAGGGCGCUUGAGGACCAGGGGCAGCCGCCCGGAGCAUGGAGGGGCGUUCAUCUGAGGUCCCUGCCGAAGGGCCUCCAGGGUGCCCGUGUCCAAGGCCGGCAACCCUGGAGCCUCAAGGGGCAUCAUGUCAUGUCCGAGGAGCUGAAACGAAGAGAGGAUGAGUAA